AUGCGCCACUCGAAGCGAUCCAAAUUAACCGUCGACGAUAUUAAUGCAGCACUGCGUGUGAAAAAUGUAGAGCCACUUUACGGAUAUGCGUGCGGCGAGACACCUCGAUUCCGAAAAACCACGGCCAAUGCCACAGAUCUGUACUUUGUGGAAGAUGAGGAAGUCGACUUCGAUACCAUUCUUAACAAACCGUUGCCGAAAAUUCCGUUGGACGUCACUUUCACAGCACAUUGGUUGGCCAUUGAAGGCGUGCAACCGGCCAUACCACAGAAUCCCACUCCCAGUGAUGCCAAGGCCGACCUUUUGACAAAGCGUCCCAAACACCAUGCGGCGUCGAAUGGCAUCAAUACCGACCAAGUGGAUGUGAAACCACUUGUGAAGCACGUGUUAUCCAAGGAAUUACAAAUGUACUUUGAACGCAUUACCGAAGCGGUUUUGAGUCCAGAGGAACGAUUAAGAUCGCAGGCUUUCGAAAGUCUCCGCUUGGAUCCAGGCUUGCAUCAGCUAUUGCCUUACUUUAUACAACACAUUCAUAAAAAGGUGACGCAGAAUCACAAAAAUCUGGAGGUGCUCGAUGCGAUGCUUUCCAUGGCUCACUCACUGCUAAACAACAAGCAUCUCUUUGUGGAACCCUAUGUAAGUACGCAGCAUAUACAACUGAACUGUCGUUGA
Molecule: messenger RNA, 672 nt
Organism: Radiomyces spectabilis
Lineage: Eukaryota; Fungi; Mucoromycota; Mucoromycetes; Mucorales; Radiomycetaceae
Exons: 4
Coding region: 1-672 (223 amino acids)
Biological process (GO): RNA polymerase II preinitiation complex assembly; transcription initiation at RNA polymerase II promoter
Cellular component (GO): transcription factor TFIID complex; SAGA complex; SLIK (SAGA-like) complex
Molecular function (GO): transcription coactivator activity; RNA polymerase II general transcription initiation factor activity
Source: RefSeq, a predicted model, not a curated record